UGUGAGGUUAUCAAUGUUAACAGCAGAUGGAAACUCGCCAUACAUCAUUUCUCCUAAAGGGUUCCCAUUCAUGGGCAGGGUUUAUGAAAGAAUAUUUUUUUCAGACAAUGGCCUGGUUCAAUUCCAAACAGCUGAUUCAAACGAGCAGCUCCUUCUUCCUAUUCCAUUCCCUAAAGGAUUUAGUGGUGAUGAGAGCAUGGCCAUGUUGGCUGUGUUCUGGGAUGAUGCUAACCUCACAUUAGGAGAUGGCAAACUCUUCUACAAGGAAUAUAAUCAGGUGAACAUAUCAGAUGUUUACUCACAAAUAGUCUUCAAUCGUACAUCUAAAGAUGUGACUCAGUUUGAGAUAAAACGGGGGAAACCUGCAUUUACUCCAACAUGGAUUCUGAAAAUCACAUGGGACCAUAUCCUGCCUAUUUCCUACCAGAAAAUCAACUUGUCUGAGACAAACACCUUUCAAGCUAUCCUGACCACAGAUGGGAUUCGCUCGUUUGCCUUACUUCGAUAUGGUGACAUGAGCUGGGGUCCAGGACAAAGAAUUUUCCACAACGCUCUGAUAGGCUACACUGAUGGCAUUGGAACCUUUCACAAUGAGAUUCCCAACCCACCCAGCAAUUUGUUUGGCCCAGGGGGUCGUUAUCGGCCUCAGAGCAAAGUGGGAAGCACAGGCCAGUUGGGGCAGCUUCUGUAUGACUUGUCUGGAGACACAGUGGUCAGCGCAGAUCCUCAAAGGCAGUGCCAGGUAUGGGCUAUAAAGGAGCCAGAGCCCAAAGACUGGACACUAGGGCUGACACCAUGCCCUUGUACUCGAUCCCAGGCUUUGGAUGACCUGGCAUUUGGUCCCGAGACCAUGCCAGAGUAUAAUGGCACAUAUGUGCAGAAUCUGCGGGGUCUCCGUUGGGGAGGAAAUGCAGGACAAGUGUUUCAGUCAAUACUCUUCAACAAGCAAAAUGCUGGAAAGAGGUGUGUGUAUGACCCCCAAGGCCCAUUGCUGGCUGGAUACAGUGAACGAUAUUUUACCAAUGACAGGAUAAAAGAGCACAUUGAUAAGGAUCUCAUGCCCUUUCAGUGGUGCUGUGUCCAGUCUUCCUUUUGUGAACUUUACUUGGCUAAGAGACCAAUAGACCGGUGUCAGGGCUAUGGCUGGACACGUUUAGACCAGAGCAUUCCAGAAAGCACAGGAGCACCUGGCCUUGGUUUGGCAUAUGGGAGCCUCCACUUUGUUACAUUCGAUGGAACUAACUAUACCUUCAAAGCCAUAGGAGUGUUUGUAAUCAUGCGUCUGUCUUCCAGUAAAGGCUCCAAUGUCUUCACUCUGCAGGGACAAACAGGGGUGAUAGAAGCUAAUGGACAGCCCAGACAAGUGCCAGCUCUAGUGUGUUUAGCUGCAUACCACCAGGUCUUCGGCAAGGUGGAAUGGCGAAGCUCUGUGACUGAAGAAAAGCUCAUUGUACUAAUCAAUGAUGUGGAGUUUCCAGUGUUUGCAGGUGUAGUACAUGUUGUACAACAAGGCUUUGCAGUGCGCUGUCCUUCGGUGCAGCACUGUGCCACUGUCUAUGAAGGAGGACUGAAUGUGGCUGUGUGGAUGGGGGGUGCGAAGAGACUCUCUACACUGGUGGAGGUUCCACAGAGCUUUUACAAUCGCACUGUAGGCCUCCUGGGCCUCUGGAGCUCCAAGACUUCUGAUGACUUCCUACUCUCCAAUGGACAAUUACUGUCUAUGCCUGACAGCACCACCCCCUCUGAGAACAAACUUCUGCUGUUCGGACAAUCAUGGGCUGUCCCUAUUCCAGAGAGUCUCCUUUUCACCACUCCUCUUCUGACACCAUUUCAACCAGUGAGCACAGAGGAAUUGAUGGCAUCAGUUAGCCCGGAUACACUGGCCACACUUCAGGAGACCUGCCAGGGGAGCAUGCAAUGUGUCCAUGAUAUCUUAGCCACAAAGAACACAGAUCUGGGCCUACAGAGCCUGCAGGACCAAAGGCAAAUCUACAAGCUUGCUGUUAACUUUGGUAAUAUACCACCCAUAUUGAGUGAGCCCACAGUAAUCCGCUGUAAGGUGAACACUACAGUAAGAGUGCAGUUUGUAGCACAGGAUGCUAACAGAGACUUCAUCACCUUCUCCCUGCUCCAUCCACGGCCGCCUUUGGCCACCAUAGGAAGAGAUGAUGGAGUUUUAGUGUGGACUCCAUUAAAUAUUCAACCCGUGCUGCUCACUGUACAGGUGAGUGACCAUAUGUCCAGCUCUCUUCUUAUCCCCAUUCUGCAACUCUGCAACUGUCUGAACGGAGGAACCUGCCAGUACCAGAGUGUGCCAGAGAACCACUUGCAGGGAAAAUUCCAGGUUGUUGGGUGUCUGUGCCCACCAGGUUUUGGUGGAAGAUACUGUGGAUCUAGAACGGAUGUGUGUCGAGGCAAGCCUUGCUUCCCUGGAGUGGACUGCCACAGUCAGACAGAGGGGGACCGUUUUAGCUGUGGAGAUUGUCCUCCCCCUAGUGUUUCCAAUGACAAACAAGGUUACAAAUGCUUUCAGAAUGAUUUCUGCCUUCCGCCUUUUCGCUUUCCCUGUCAUGAGAUGGCAGACUGCGACAGCACAGGCUAUAACUACACAUGCCGAUGUAAGCCUGGCUUUUCUGGUGAUGGUCGUGUGUGCACAGAUAUCGAUGAGUGUCAGAACCCUGAAACCUGUCCUAAUGCAAAGUUUGAGUGUGUGAACACACCUGGCUCAGUGGAAUGCUCCUGUCGCUAUCAGAGCACCCUGGAGUCUAAUGGCUGUGGCGAUUCUCCAAAUCCUACAGGGUGGAAUAUUUUUAAUGUGUCUGUCAACUGGAACAGUCAAAAAACUGGACAACAGAAAGUGAAACAGCUGGAGCAAAUCCUUUCUAUGGGUUUCCAGAAUAAAUUCUACAGUGCCAGAACAUUGCUGCCUAACUCAGGAUCCGAGGAAGAGAAUGAGCUUAGAAUCAAUGUGUCCAGUGACACUCCUCAUUGGUACAUCAUGGACUACCUGAGGAGAGUGGGUCACUACUAUGGCAUCACAUCAGCCUAUGUGGAAGAUCUUGAUGAGUGUCACACCAACGAGACUGUGUGUUCACAGCUAGCUGUUUGUUACAACACUUAUGGAGGCUACAGAUGUGUGUGUAAUGACACUGACAUUAAUGAGGCACAGGCUUGCAUUUUUGACAGGAACAAUCUUAAUAAAUCUGCGAUAGAUGCCUUAACUCAGCAAGACAAUAAAUCUCUGAUUCUUGGUUUGGUUCUGGGCAUCGGCAUCCCUCUUCUCCUCCUCCUGCUGCUGGCUGCUCUGGCCUGCUUCUGCUGCUGUCACAGGAAAACAGUCACUGGAGAAAUUCCUCACUUACUGCCAGAAUAUGUUCACGAGCAUUUCAACACCCAUUUCAACUACAGCAAUCCUGCCCUGCACUACAAGAGCCACUGCAGCCCACGUAUCCUUGACAACAUCACACCCAGAAACAAAUGUUACAAUCCAGCCUGUCCCACUUCUGACACCUGCACUCAUGACUUCAGUUGCAUAUAUGAGGAGGGUGAGAAGAUAAAUAUAUGAAAGGAAAUAGCUAGAAAAUAUAAAUGACUAUUUUUUUUUUUUUAAACUUGUGCACUUUGAUCAAAUGGAAAACAUGUUAAUGGCACAUGCACUGCAUUUUUAUACGUAUACUAUGUCUGGCUGUUGAUCUUAUAUGAAAUAUAUUAACAUAUACUUACAUUUUAGCCUACUUCGUUUAAAUAAUUGAAUUAAACUCUUUUGGAAGCAUGCAUGCAAUUGUUAGUCAUUUCAGCACUGAAAAUAAUUGUUUAUAUCUAAUGAAACUGAAAGGGCAGUUGCUGAAAAUAGCAGUAAAUCAACAGAG
Molecule: messenger RNA, 3869 nt
Organism: Silurus meridionalis
Lineage: Eukaryota; Metazoa; Chordata; Actinopteri; Siluriformes; Siluridae
Product: mucin-like protein
Exons: 20
Coding region: 14-3565 (1183 amino acids)
Biological process (GO): cell-matrix adhesion
Molecular function (GO): calcium ion binding
Source: RefSeq, a predicted model, not a curated record